AUGGUUCAGAGUCAGAUCAGCUUAUCAGUUGCUGCAAUAUCCUCAGACGCUGACCUGCAGCAUCUCACCACAUGCUGCUUACUUACAGUUGCAAGAAAAAUCAGACUGGUCUCUCACCCCCUCAGGAAGCCCCAUGGAGAGAGCAGGAAGCUGGUCCAGCGCAGGAGGAACACAUGUCCCAGUCCCCAGGACAUCACGAGGGCCCUGCAGGGCCCCGGCUCGGCCCCCAACCCCGGAGCUGCCAGCCUGGAUGAGCUCAUCCAGCGCUGCCUGAACUGCUUCGAUCCAGAGGGGAAGCUCACCAGCCCCAGGGGGUCCCAGCUGGUCGAUAUGACCCUGAUGAUGCACGGUUGGGUGGUGCCAUCUCAGAUGUUCGCCCAGAAACUUCUCACUCUUUAUAAGGAUUGUCCCUCGGAUAAGAGGGGCCUGAAGCGGACUCAGAUCUGCCACCUCAUCAGGCAGUGGAUCAGCCAGUUCCCGGCGGUGUUUGAGGCGGACCCCCUCCUGGAGCAGACCAUGGGGGACCUGUGGGCGCUGGUGCGGUCCGAUGGAGUUGAAACGCACUCCCAACUUGUCGACAACUCCUGCUUAGGCCCUCAUGCAAACAUGUUCCAGGCACCCUCGCCCUCUGUGAAGAAGAGGAAGGUGUCUCUGAUCUUCGACCACAUGGAGCCACAUGAGAUGGCCGAGCACCUGAGCUACCUGGAGUUCAAGAACUUCUGCAACGUCUCAUUCAUGGACUACCGCAGCUAUGUGAUGCGCGGCUCGGUGAGGGACAACCCCGCUCUGGAGCGCUCCGUCAUGAUGUGUAACGGGGUCUCCCAGUGGGUGCAGCUGAUGAUCCUCAGCAGACACACGGCCCAGCAGAGAGCCCAGGUCUUCACUAAGUUCAUCCACGUGGCUCAGAGACUUCGAGCUCUGCAAAACUUUAACACUCUAAUGGCAGUGACCGGGGGCCUCUGUCACAGCUCCAUCUCCCGCCUCAAAGACACCUCCAACCUGCUGACCCCCGACAUCACUAAGGCCUUGAGCGAGAUGACGGAGCUGCUCUCCUCACGCAGCAACUACAUCAACUACCGGCGGCUUUACAACGAGUGCAGCGGUUUCAAGGUGCCCAUCCUGGGCGUCCACCUGAAGGACCUGAUCUCACUGAACGAGGCCCUGCCGAACUACAUCGACCAGGACAAGAUCAACCUGAGCAAACUGCAGCACCUGUACAGCAACAUCAGUGACCUGGUGGCCAUCCACAGCUGCACGCCUCCCUUCGAGGCCAACAAAGACCUCCUGCAUCUGCUCACGCUCUCUUUAGAUUUAUACUACACCGAGGACGAGAUAUAUGAACUUUCAUACAACAAGGAACCCAGAAACACCAAGAUCCAGCCCGUCGCUCCGGUGAAAGCGCCCGUGGUGGCCGAGUGGGGGUCAGGGGUCACCCCCAGGCUCGACCCUGACACCAUAUCUAAACACGUCAAACAGAUGGUGGAUUCCAUCAUGAAAAACUACGACCAGAACCAGGAUGGAUACAUCUCGCUGGACGACUUUGAGAAAAUAGCAGCCAACUUCCCCUUCUCCUUCUGCACUCACGAAGCUGACAGGGAGGGAGAAAUCAGCCAUGAAGAAAUCACCUCUUACUUCAUGAGGGGAAUGUCGAUAUGUGCCAAGCUGGGCUACAGCUUCAAUACGCAUAACUUCCACGAAACCACGUACAAGCGGCCAACGUUUUGCGAGAAUUGUGGAGGCUUUUUGUGGGGAGUCAUCAAACAAGGAUACCAUUGUAAAGACUGUGGGAUAAACUGCCACAGGCACUGUAGAGAUCUGGUGGAAAUAGCUUGCUUAAAGAAACAUAAAAACACCACCGGGUCGUGCCCCUGCACCCCAGCUCCCGACACCAGAAUCAAGGGUAACACCUGGACAGAUAUAGAAGAGGAGGCCUUUGUCUUCCCCCAAAGUAAUGAGACAGAAAACCACCAGGGCACCGCUCUUUGGAAAAGCAACAGCAGUGAUUCCACGUCGUCUGACUGCUCCACUCAGACAGACCCUGGAGUUUGGACCCCCGAGAAGAAGGACAGGAGAGGAGUCCACCACAACUCGCUUGUUCACACAUCCCCAGAGAGAAAGAGGAGACAGGACAUGAGUCCCUGCAAGGUGAACUCACAGAGAACCCGGGGGUGCUCCAUGCCUGUUUCCUUCUUGCAGGAGAAGAUGGAGGAGAUGCAUCUCUACAAAGACAAGAGCAGAGAGCCAGACUGAGCGCUCCACCUCCAGAAACAUUUCCCACUCAUGGACACAAAAACAUCCAGACAGCACCGCCUUUCUGACCAAGCUGUCUGAUGGUGUUGAACUGAUGAACUUUCCGUUAGCAUCAGAAUACCAGCGGUCAUAUGAAUGGACUCCAUCAAAUAUGGUUGUCUUUAUUAUUUGUUUUUUGUCCGCCUUGUUGGUUUUGCUUUUUGAUCAUCUUACUGUAAUUCAUUUUGUUUAGGUGCCUUCCUUCACUGGUGCUAAGACUGUAUAAGGCCACUUAUGAUAACAGACAUAAGGGUCCUAUUUACACAAAAUAUACACAGGGUAGGAAAUGAACACUAAGCUUUACAUUUGGCAACUUUACUACAACUCUGCUCAUGAAUUCGGAAAGUAAGCCAGAAAAACAUUAACAUUUGUUUGUUGAGCCUCAGGUUGGGUGAUUUGAAAGGAUAUACAUGAGACUUUGUGCGGAAAUUGCUAUCCCGUGUAUGAGUUACCAUCUAUUUCACUUCCUGGAAACUAAACCAAGAAGCUAACAUAAAAUGGAAAUGUCAAGACAGGUCAUAUCCGUAAAAUCCAGUGGAUGAGGCUCAUUUGCUAUAUUGAGAGAUAAGUAAAUGACUCGUAUGGUGACCAUGUCACCCCCCCCCCCCCAUGAGACAUGAUGUCAUAACUCCAGUGGACAUGCUCCAAACAGCCCAACAAAUGAUUGUUAAACAUUGUGCCCUAAAAAGCUCUACAACACAUCUGAAGCGUCAUCAUAUGCCAUUUCCAUGGCGACGCAUUACUCGCCCUGAAACCCAAUAUUGCUGUUAUCUCCAGUGGACAUGGAGCAGUUGCCACAAAACGUGACGUGUUUUAGUAGUCCACGCCAAGAAGCUUUGUACGCCGAACUCUUUAAGGUGGAAAAACGUAUAAUUUAUUAUAAAAUAGAAGGACAACACUCCAAUUAAGAGGUGUGUCAUGAUCAAAGAAAUCCUAACGUUUUAGUAAAAUAAACUGCGGAAGUACUGUUCGUUUUGUGGUUACAUAUUCAGGAAGAGUUGAUCAACAUUUUUAAUUGCUACCAGCAAAAUGUAAAACGAUGUAUGCUAUGAAAGACUUCGUCCAUAUCGCCAACCCUUUGUUUGGUUAGCAAAAAGACCUUGUGAAGUGUGACCCAUAAAGCACUGAAACUAGCAGCGGAAGACGUUUAUUUCCUGCCCUGACGACAUUUUUGACUUUCAAAUGUCAACAGUUCAUUCAAGGUUCAGCAGGAUUGCACUGGGACUAUGUGUGUGCUGCAAAAUGUGCAUUUUUACUAUUAACUAAAUGCUUUCUGUUUGUCCUUUGUCCAAAAUGUAAAUCUUGUUGAAAAUAAGAAAGAUAC
This is a messenger RNA of Notothenia coriiceps (black rockcod), 3613 nucleotides long. RefSeq names its product RAS guanyl releasing protein 4 (gene rasgrp4). Lineage: Eukaryota; Metazoa; Chordata; Actinopteri; Perciformes; Nototheniidae. The coding region runs from base 1 to 2250 and encodes 749 amino acids. The record is from RefSeq and is a predicted model, not a curated record. Gene Ontology annotation, molecular function: guanyl-nucleotide exchange factor activity; calcium ion binding. Gene Ontology annotation, biological process: Ras protein signal transduction. Gene Ontology annotation, cellular component: plasma membrane. The transcript has 17 exons.